This is a messenger RNA of Helobdella robusta, 2520 nucleotides long. RefSeq lists its product as hypothetical. The transcript has a single exon. Bases 1 to 2520 code for a protein of 839 amino acids. Lineage: Eukaryota; Metazoa; Annelida; Clitellata; Rhynchobdellida; Glossiphoniidae. Gene Ontology annotation, biological process: cellular response to misfolded protein. Gene Ontology annotation, molecular function: ATP hydrolysis activity; ATP binding. The record is from RefSeq and is a predicted model, not a curated record.
AUGUUCCAAUACACGCCUGGCUUGGGUCAUCAAAAUAGAGACACUUCCUUCUUGAGGUACAGACCUGUGAGCAAUGCCCGUCUGUCUUCAAAUUCUGAUGAUGAGAGCUCCAUGAUGGUACUGGGGAGUCCUAACUCCGAUGAUGAAUCAAGUCUUCAAAAUAGGAGCAUCAGGAGGAUGGAUUGGGAGGAUGAGUCGACUAGCAUUUCGUUUUCAACAAAUUAUCGCCACCAAAAAUACCAUACCGCUCUUCCUGGCUCGCAGUACGAAUAUAAUUUUGUCGGUGGCCUUGAAGAGGUUUUCAAUUCGCCAUUUUUUAGUAAGCCUAGUACUAAAAAUCAUCAGCGACAUUUAUCAGAGGGCAGGAUUAAUAAUAUGACAGCUAAUGGGACUUGGAAUGUUUUCAGCCAACAACAUCAACUGCAGCAGGAUCCACUUGUAUCAUCACCAUUAUUUUCCAACAUGUCGUCUUGGAGCAUAGCCGACAGCCCCCCAACAAACAAACUCACUUUUCAACAGCAACAGAGACAUUUGAUGAAUCUUAACAGGUUAAGUUUGAACGAUUCACAGAAGCUUAGCAAUCUUAAUUUGGGUGAGAAUGAAAAUUCAAGAUGGUCUUCCAAAACUAACAACACGUCCCUGUUCACUAAUAAUUUUUUAAAUGAUUUGACAUCAGCAUAUAGUAGCCCACAACAGUCUACACUCAUGAACUCAGACAUGAACGCCAAUGAGCAAGACCUCUUUCCAAAUAAUGCACACAGUUUCAAAUUUUUAAACAACAAAUCCAGAACAUCAAAUUCACAUUUCAAAUCAUCACCACCUUCACUUAAUGCUAGAAAUUCAUUUUCUAUUUUUUCUCCUACCAUUUCUAAAACAAUGUUUAACACAGAUGGCCCAUCUGUUAACAAUGCCAACACUGCUGUUACAGAGUCUACAACAAUUCACUCAACCAGUGACAGCACUGAUUGUAGUGUUGUUGUUAUUGACAGCAAAAUACAAACUGAGGAUAUCAAUGUCUUUAAAAAUAGUAAUCAACAGCUACAGGUUUUAACUGAAGUGCCUAAAAAUUUAUUGGGCCCCCCCAUUAGCAACAGCAUGAAAACAAUCGGUGAAAGUAUAAAAAACAGGGAUGUGCAAAGUGAUGAAAUUAGCUUAAACAGUGAUGGAAAUGAGGCUAAUAAUGUAAAGAUGAGACAUUUAGGUAAAAUUAAUAAUCGUCCUGUAGCUGGCAGACCUGUAGUGAAUGAGGAUUUCAGUAUGUACUUUGUGAGCAAUCCAUGCUGGCUGAAAAGUUACAUUGCAAAGAGUGCGCCUAUCUUGAUGAUGUUAAUGUUAUUAGGAGUCUUAGUUUUUAUAUUCAUCGAUGAUACAUCUGAUUUUAGCCAAAAAACUGGUUUAAAAUCAAACAAAGGGAAUUUUUUAAAAGUAAACUUGCCAUUGAUUGAAGAUAAUUUGAGGGUGAAGCUGUAUGGCCAGCACAUCGCUACAGAUGUCAUCAUCUCAUCCCUAAGCGCCUUCAUAACUAAUGAAAUAGGCGCAAAUUCAAAGAAAAAAAAAACGUUAUCUUUAAUGUUUUUAGGAUCUUCUGGUGUGGGAAAAAGUUAUGCUGGAUCACUAAUUAUGGAUGGGUUCAGUAAUGUGCAAGCCAAACAUCUCGUCAUCAUUCCAUUGCAUUUCUCGAACUUAUUCGUAAAUAAUAAUAUUAAAGAUGAUUAUUAUUAUAAUUAUGACAUUGAUAAUAAUGAUGACGUCAACAACAACAAUAACGAUAAUAAAAAUAAUGAAGAUAACGACGACGACGACGAUAAUUUUAAGAAAAGAAUAUACAGCAUUGUGAACAACUUCAAACGAGAUCAUCAUCAUCAUCGCUCCAGAGGCAGUGACGAUUAUGAUAAUAGUGAUGACAACGAAGUGAUGGUGAUGAUCUUUUUAGUAGAAGGCCUGGAUGACGUCAUUGGUGAUGAUGAUGGCUACAAGAAAAUCACCAUGCAAAUUCUCAACACCAUCAAAUUACUGAAUAAUGAUAAUAAUGAUAACAGUGUCGAUAACGAUGAUGCUGAUGAUAAGAGUAAAAAUGUCAAUAUUGAUGAUGGAUAUAGAUAUAUCUUCAUAUUCACAAGUAACGAAGCUGGUUCAACCAUAGACGAAUUAACCUACAAAUUAAUCAAACAUGAAAGAAAACAAAGAGCGGAAAUAGCACUAGAUAUGAUCAUGGAAGACCAGGCUAUCAAAAACCAAUUGAAAUAUUCGUGGUUUUAUCAGGCUUUCCAUGAAAAUGCGGUCGACCACAUCGUGCCUUUUCUACCGCUGGAAAAAUCACACGUUGGAAUGUGUACAAAGCACUUGCUGGCACAGAAAAAUAUCACCCUAAAUUACGACGACAGAGAUUUGAUUGAAACCCUGUUUAAUGUCAUUCAAACUUACCCAGAUGAUAGUGAAAAUGAAACGGCUAUUUUUAGCUUGGCUGGUUGUCGGAAAGUCCCAACUUAUGUCGAUCUAAUUUUAGCUGGCUUUCAGUGA